Polypterus senegalus (gray bichir) is the source of this 5248-nucleotide messenger RNA. RefSeq names its product myocardin-related transcription factor A-like. The transcript is spliced from 17 exons. The coding region runs from base 442 to 4023 and encodes 1193 amino acids. NCBI's taxonomy places the organism in Eukaryota, Metazoa, Chordata, Cladistia, Polypteriformes, Polypteridae. The record is from RefSeq and is a predicted model, not a curated record. Gene Ontology annotation, biological process: smooth muscle cell differentiation.
UUUCGGAUGUUGUCAGCGUGGAAUCUUUUGUCUGAUUUAAGUGAACGCCACCUGUCUUGUCAUGUCGUCAUUUUUUUUUUUUUUGUCAGCAGUAGCAAAACAGGCUUGUCUGUUGAAUGGUUACACCAAGGCCCUCCUGGAGAUUUUACUUGUAACUUGGGCUGCCUUCACAAGAGACUCUUUCUCACCUUAAUUUGAGAGUCAGCUGCAUUACAGUCCACUAGCUGCAGAGACUGUUUGAGAAUUUGCGAACCCUUUUCAGUGGGUUAGUGCUGGCGGUUCCUUGCUCACUGUGGCUUCCAGAUUUAGUCUGGAGGUCCUGAACACGGAAAUGAAAAAAAGAAAAAGUAAAGAAGAUAAUUUGAUUACUAAAGACUUGAGAAUUGUGUGCUGUCCUGGUUUACUGGAUUUCCUGUGUGUUGACUGGAGGCUAACUAAAGUAUGCUGGAUGUGACCCCAAGUAUGCGGAGCAAAACUGCUCCCAUUCUGGAGAUCCCAUCUGUGGAUAAAAGAAUGAGCUGUGCCAGAGAUGUUUAUCCCAGUCUUAAGGAAGUGCUUCAGCUCAAACUUCAGCAAAGGCGAACAAGGGAAGAGCUUGUCAGCCAAGGAAUAAUGCCACCUCUGAAAAGUCCUGCUGCCUUUCAUGAACAAAGAAGAAGUCUAGAACGAGCCCGGACUGAAGAUUACUUGAAAAGAAAGAUCAGGACUCGACCUGAGAGGUCAGAGCUGGUCAGAAUGCACAUUCUUGAAGAAACAUCUGCUGAACCAUCAUUGCAAGCCAAGCAGCUCAAGUUGAAAAGAGCUCGAUUGGCUGAUGACCUGAAUGAGAAGAUUUCUCAAAGGCCUGGGCCAAUGGAGCUCAUUGAAAAAAAUAUUUUACCAGUUGACUCCAGUUUAAAAGAGGCUAUCAUAGAAGGGCAAGUAGAAUUUUCCAAUUCUGUGACAGAGAGCUCCUCAUUUGAUGAAGACAGCAGUGAUGCCUUGUCACCCGAACAACCCGCCAGCCAAGAAUCCGUGAGCUCCCAGAGCUCCAUCCCUUCACCUUCUGAUAUCAGACUGGGGGAACAGUCCUUUCUAAGCAAUAGUAUGUCCCCUUCUCAGCUCAUUACUCAGCUGCAAGCGGCACCCACAUUGGAAAAUAUUCCUACACUGAAACUGACCAAUGGGGUGGCAUCAACCUCUACACCCAAACCUCUACCAACACUUGUUAAACAGAGCCAAUCAAAGGGAAUCAACGAUAAGGCAUCUCAGCGUACCAAGAAAGCUAAAGAGUCUAAGCCCAAAGUAAAGAAGUUGAAAUACCACCAGUAUAUCCCGCCAGACCAAAAGCAAGACAAAGAACAGCUUCCUGCCAUGGACUCUUCUUAUGCCAAAAUCUUGCAUCAGCAGCAGCUUUUUCUUCAGUUGCAAAUCCUUAACCAGCAGCAGCAGCAUUACAACUAUCAGACAAUUCUACCGGCACCACCAAAGCCUCCUACUGACCAGCAGCUGCCUGGAGGAUCAGCAGCCCCACCAGGCCGCAGUCCAUCCAACAAUGGUACAUCAUCGGCAUCCACCGUCAGUGGGUUGACUCGGCAGAAUAGCACCACAGCCUCCAACACAGCCACUGGUGUAUUUACAACCAAACUUGCAUCUUUGCCACCAAACCUUGAUGAUCUAAAGGUUGCAGAGCUCAAGCAAGAGCUGAAACUGCGUGGUUUACCUGUUUCGGGCACCAAGAAUGAUCUCAUUGAACGAUUACGUGUGUACCAGGAGAAUAAUGUGGGAUGCAUUCCCAAAACUCCUCAUCAAAUUAGCACCAGCUGCUGUUCUAGUGCAGUUACAAAUUCUACUGUUUCAACUCCUGGAGGCUCUGGAAGCUGCAGCAGUACCCCUACCACUGUGCUGCAUAAGCCAGCUGAAACCAGUGUUGUCAUGGCAACUUUCCCCUUUCUGGCAUCUGGCAGCAGUGUUGGGGGCAAUUCCUCGAUCAUGAAGUUUGGCAGCACAAGCUCAACACCUCCUGCCUCCCCAGCCCAUUCAGAGAGGUCAACAACUGGGUUCAGUGCCGACGAGGCCAGCUGUAAUGGAGAUAGUUUCAGUGAAUUGGUAAGUACAACCUUCACACACCUUAAGCUGCAGAACUCUCCCGUUCAGCACGUCAUCAUAAAGGAUGAGCUCCCUGGGAACAACAGCACCCCUUGCAGGUUUUCAUACCAAUCCUCACAUGGAGGAGGAAGUCCAAAAGAUCCAGCUAGCACAGCUGAGCAGUCUGUGGACAAAGACCAGAUGCUUCAAGAAAAAGACAAACAAAUUGAGGAGCUAACACGGAUGCUGAAACAAAAGCAGCAACUAGUGGAAGCCUUGCGUUUACAGCUCGAGCAGGGAAAACAACGCAUCAACAAUAGUCCAUUACAACUACUGCACAAGGCCAGUGACAUUGUGGAUGUCCAUAUCAAGCUGGAGCCAGAUGAACGACGACGCUCUUCUGUUUGUGAUGGAUCCAAGAAGGAACCCCAAGGCAGUUCUGUCUUGUCUACCUCACACUUGCCCUCCGGAAUAGUUCAAGUCACUAUAAAAGAGGAACCUGAGACUAAAAUGGUAGAGGAUCCUCCUUUAGCAGUACCUCAGCCUCCACCUGCAACUCAGGUGCCACCAGUGCAGCAUGUCAUGGUCAACCAGCUGUCUACCCAGCCAUCCCCAACCAACACUGCUCCCUCCUUCCCUCUGGAGAUCCUCAAAGGCACCUUACCCCCUGCACUCUUGACAGAUGCCAAUGGAAACCAUUUCUUACUUGCUGUUACAAACCACACAAUAGAGGGCAAGCAAAGCUUGACACCGCAGACAAACAACACUGGGAAAUCUGGCCACAUCACUCUUCAGAGAUUACAGUCGUCCCCUACAAAGCUUCAAAGCCAGUCAUCUUCUCCUCUUUCAAAAGUGGAUUCCCAGUCAAAGCAGCAGCUACAGCCGGGUCUUAUCAAUCAGCCAAUCAGAAAGGGACAGAAACCUGGCCUCCACUUAGUUUCUGCCACUGCGCCUACAACUGUAUUCUCAUUUUCAGCUCCACCCAAUUUGCAGCCUUUCUUUGUAAAUAGCAAGAAUCAGACACCUGCUAGAAGUCAGGGACCAGGAGAAAUGGUGUCUAGCCUUGCAGUCGGCACCCAGAAGCCUCAGCCAGAGUCCCCUGCCAAAGUGCAGAGCAACCAAAUACAGCCUGCAGUACCCCGGACUUCAUCCCCUCCAGAAGGUCUAGCCAAAGAGCCACCUCAGUACACGGAAACAGUGAAACACAACACUGAGCAACGUGCUAGGGAAAAUGGACCUUCCAGUCAGCAUAUGGAUGACCUUUUUGAUGUGCUGAUUGAAAGUGGAGAAAUUUCUGCUGAUUUUAGAGAUGAUGGUAAUUCCACACUCUCAUCCUGUAUGAUGCCACAGAAGCCCAGCACACCUCCGCCGACGUCAUUUCCAAACACCAAGGCUUCACCUUCAGACUCUCAUGCUAAAAGUCUCCCUUCCUCUCCACAUCUGGUACCACCACCUUCUGUGUCUCCUUUGCCACACUCAAUGUCCCUGGACCCUGGAGGAAAUGUGGAAGGUGGAAUUGCAAGUGGUUUUGGAGGUAGCGACCACCUUGAAGACUUUUUGGAGCGCACCACUGGUGUACCCUUACUUUGCGUGCCAAAUGAUGGCAAUGAGGCCCUCUCACUUAUUGACGAUUUGAAUAAUGAUCUUCUUGGCACUUCUAGCAUCCUUGACCAUCCACCCUCACCCAUGGACACCUCUGAAUUACAGUUUUUGGUUACCAAUGAUCCAGUUGCCAGUGAACCUUCAGGAGUAUAUUUGCUUCCCUCAACCAGCUUGGCAUUAGACAUGACUGACCCCAACUUGGACAACAUGGAUUGGCUGGAUUUGACAAUGGGUGCUAGUAUGGCUGGAAGCCCUGGGUUGAACCCCCUCAGCACACAAACGCCCUCUAGUGUUUUUUCCACUGAUUUCUUGGACAGCCAGGAUCUGCACCUGCACUGGGAUUCUUGCUUAUAAUGGGCCCGUUCUGGUGUCUGAGAGAUGUUUUGUGGACUGCAAGCUGGACAUCUUUGUCAGACUGAUCCGCCUGGUGUACUCUAAGAACACACCAUCCCACAAGCUAAUUUGGGAGUUGCACUCGAGUCUAUGCCAGUUGUGGGAACUUGUGGGCUUCAGAGUGCAAUUGGAACUCAUUGAUACAACAAACUUCACCAAACUGGUCUCUUCCAAUCAGAAUAUGGGAAGGGAAACAUGGCAACUUAUUUCAAGAGGCCAACCGUUUGAUUUAGUUUUCUUCAAGUACAGAUGUUGAAUGUAGCCCCACAAAUAUGCUAUUAUGUUUAUGACCCGUACACAUUUAUUUUCACAAACUUACUUAAAAAAAAAAAAUAUGCAGAUAUUUUACCAGUUAUGUGUAAAUAUUCAUGUAAUUUACUGGAGGAUAUUCCCCUGAUGCUAGAGGUGAGUUGUUCUUCAGGGUUAAAAAAAUGGACUUUGGGCUUUGUUUACUAUUUAGUACAACAGCACCCAGUCUGAGGGAAAAUACAGAGGUUUUACAUUUUAGGUUGUAAAUUGUUGAUAAAAUAAUUAAACCCUCCUCCACUUUUGUGCAGAUUGUUGGCUUACCUGUUGCUCCGCUCCCACACACAGUGCUUUGCUUGCCUGCCAUUUCUUGCACCUCAGAUAGGAUGGCCCACGUUUGAAAGGGACAAGCUAUUCUGUACAGUUAUUUUAUUAGUCUAUUUUUUUUUGUACCCACAGGAUUAUUUCAUUGUAUUUUUAGAAUAAUUAAAAUCAAGCAACCAUUUAAGUAGAUAUAUUAGUUUUCUCAUCAUUUUUUAUUGUUUUUAAUUAAAAAAAACACUAUUCUGGAGAACCUGAAUGAUUUAUAGUAUAUGUGGAAUGAAGGGUUUUUAGAAGCCCCUACUUUAUAUGACUUCUUAGUUUCAGUUCAUAGUUUCACCAAGUCGGCCAAUUCUUUGUAGUUUGUUUUUGGACACUUGUCACCAUUAAAUAAUCUGACUCUGUUGUUGUUGGAAAAACGAACAUCAGAUUUUGGGUUCUAACAUCUUUGCCAAAUUCAAGUCGUCUAAUUCCAAGAUAAAGUAAGGGAAGCGUAAUCCUCUGUGUAUUUUGUUUUUAUGAUUUCUUUGGAAAUAAAUCAAGUGACGCAAAAGAACAUUUUGAUCACAAAGUAUGAAUUUGCCAAGUUCCCAGACCAGUCUUCACAGUGCCACUUUUU